Peniophora sp. CBMAI 1063 is the source of this 1512-nucleotide messenger RNA. The record is from the annotation of a GenBank genome assembly. NCBI's taxonomy places the organism in Eukaryota, Fungi, Basidiomycota, Agaricomycetes, Russulales, Peniophoraceae.
CGCGGCGUUUGCAAAGAGUGGCGCAAGAUCAUCGACGACACCGCCACUCUCUGGCCCCCACUGGUACACGGCUUCGGUUCUGAGAUGGCCGAACGUGCCAUAACGCUUUCGAAACUUGAACCGCUCUCAAUCAACAUCCGCUAUCAACCCUGGGAUGAUUCACAUGCCCGCGUCGCUGAGCAUCUGCAGCGUGUCAAUGAAUUCCAAGUGGAAACGGACGACUGGGUCACUGUCGAAAGAUCGCGACUCGCCCUCAGGGCAUCGACGGCCCCAGAACUCAGGUCUUUCUGUAUGUGUGCUUCCUUCGACAACUUGGAGGGACACCGCAGAGCGAUACUAGAUAACGACAUACUUCAGGCCACACCACCACGGAAUCUUCAGAUAGUCAGCGUCUAUGGCUGUACCAUCAUGCUACCUUCUCCUCUAUUCACGUCCUCGCUACUUAGUCUGAGGGUGGACCUUUGUGACGUGUGGCGCAACCUCGAUGAACUAGUCGACACCUUCUCGGCUCUUCCACUUCUGACCACGUUCGGAUGGGACAUGUCAUCAAGAGCACUAUUCAAUACCGACUCCCCCGUGCGAUUCGAGAAAUCAAACUUCCUCGUAUCAACACGGCAACCUAUCGCUCUUCCCCACAUGAGUGCCCUUGAGCUCGCGUGCCCUGCGGCCUGCGCCGCGGCUUUGAUGCACUUCCUUGUCAUACCUCCGUCCUGUCAGGUUCGCCUUACGGAUGGCUCUACCCUAUCGGACGUAGCUAUUGGAGAUAUUCUGCCACGAGAGGAAGUCCAAGCGUCUCUGACGGCAUCGGUGGGAGACCACAUAUCCCGCACAUACCCCGCACACACACACACCGGAUACCAUUACGUCUCCAUCACAACAGAUGAAGACUCGAUCCCAGGGCCUGGGGCUCUGCUGAUCGAGGGUCAUCGAAUGGUGGACCGUCCAGAGGACCGCAACACCUAUCCACGUUGCGACAUAGCACUCUUCGUCCCAGAAGAGGACGAGGACCCCACUGUGUACAGCGACACCCUCGCGCCCAUCCUUGACGGUAUUUUUCAAUGGCCGUUCAUGAAUGUCACGACAUUCCGCCUCGAAAUCGAUCACAUAGGUUUCUCUAGUCCGGCGUCGUGGAAUGCCGUACUCCGUAGCAUGUCUCAGCUUCGCCACGUCUUUCUCUCCCGUGGUUAUCCCGAUGCGUCCGAUGCGAUUUCCGGCUUGGGCCAGGCACUUGGCGACCAUCUUGACCUGGCCCCGAACCUCACGCAUAUCGAGCUUCACAUGUUAUCUUUCACUCCUCCACGUCAAGAGUGCUUGGCCGAGGCUCUCGGGCGGCGUCAUAUGUCGGGGCUUCCACCCGUCACUCUUUACGUCGACGAGUGCGAUGACAUAGGCCCUGAUGGCGGGCUAGAGGACAUACUACGCGUUCACGCCGAUGGUGCCGUCCAUCUCGAGCUGUCACGGAGGACGCACGGUCGAGGACCACGAGAGAUCACAUACAGCAAUAGCUCCUGA